AUGGCCGACUCUGAAGAUCGUGCGCCGACCGACAUCAAGGCGGAGGCACCGCAAGCCACCACAGCCGACCAGACCGCUGCUCCUCCGGCCGACGACAUCGAAGCCGCCGUCGACGUCGACACUGAGAUGCAGACCGACAGCAGCCACACCAUGGACAACAGCAGUAACGCUAAGAGCGCCGCAAACACGAACAUGGAUGGUACCAACGACGACGCUCCGUCUGUGCCACAGAUCGAGACGAGAAUGCCUGCGAAGAAGGAUGUCGCAUUGCGGGACUUUUUGAGCAAGAUGGAUGAAUACGCGCCAAUCAUCCCCGAUGCUGUCACAAACUACUACCUCACUCUCGCCGGCCUCCCUCCACCACCAGCAACACCACCCCAUCUGGCCCGCCUCCUCGCGCUCGCUGCUCAGAAGUUCAUCGCAGACAUCGCAGCAGACGCAUACCAGUACUCGCGCAUCAGAUCCACCAACACCACAUCAAACAACCCUUUGACUGGACUCGGAGGUGCUGCAGGCUUUGGCAUGAUGCCGACAGAAGAGGGCGGUGCCAAGGGUAAAGGCAAGGAUGCUGGAAAGGGUGCUCAGCUCGGUGGCCCUCGUCCUGGCUACGGUGGUGGCGGCGUAGGGUCAUCUGGCGGCAGGACGGUGUUGACCAUGGAGGAUCUGGGCAUGGCCGUCGGAGAGUACGGCGUCAACGUCAAGAGAGGCGAGUUCUACAGGUAA
Messenger RNA from Aureobasidium namibiae CBS 147.97, 723 nucleotides. Its product is annotated as transcription initiation factor IID, TAF10 subunit. The transcript has 2 exons. The record is from RefSeq and is a predicted model, not a curated record. Gene Ontology annotation, cellular component: SAGA complex; nucleus; transcription factor TFIID complex. Lineage: Eukaryota; Fungi; Ascomycota; Dothideomycetes; Dothideales; Saccotheciaceae. Bases 1 to 723 code for a protein of 240 amino acids. Gene Ontology annotation, molecular function: RNA polymerase II general transcription initiation factor activity; promoter-specific chromatin binding. Gene Ontology annotation, biological process: transcription initiation at RNA polymerase II promoter.